Messenger RNA from Hemicordylus capensis (graceful crag lizard), 7821 nucleotides. It is a transcript of the gene RHEBL1, whose product is annotated as RHEB like 1. The record is from RefSeq and is a predicted model, not a curated record. Gene Ontology annotation, biological process: small GTPase-mediated signal transduction. Gene Ontology annotation, cellular component: plasma membrane. Gene Ontology annotation, molecular function: GTPase activity; GTP binding; GDP binding. NCBI's taxonomy places the organism in Eukaryota, Metazoa, Chordata, Lepidosauria, Squamata, Cordylidae. The transcript is spliced from 8 exons. The coding region runs from base 269 to 823 and encodes 184 amino acids.
GGAACGCACGCGACCCUUUCCCGUCCCUUGCAAUUUCAUGAAUGGAGCCCGAGGAAGCAGGAGCGCGCACGCGCCUCUUUUCCCCGGGCCAAUGAGGAGUGGCGGCUCUGGGCCAGUGUUGUGGUCACGUGGGCGUUUGUAGUUGCGGCGCCCGCGGCUCUACUCCGGCGGGCUCUUUAUCGCUCGGCCCGCCCGCCUUGCGGCACCCACCGCUCUUAGCCCCACCAUCGCCCCUCCCUAGGGCUUGGCUCGGAGUCGCUGCUGUGCCAUGCCGCUUGUGCGCUACCGGAAGGUCGUGAUCCUGGGGUAUCGCUCUGUGGGUAAAACAUCCCUUGCUCACCAGUUCAUUGAUGGAGAGUUUCUGGAGUGUUAUGACCCAACAGUGGAAAGCACUUACAACAAAAUGUUAAUGUUGGGGAAAGAUGAAUUCCACCUGCAGCUAGUGGACACUGCAGGGCAGGAUGAAUAUACCAUCUUGCCUCACUCUUUUAUCAUCGGCAUCCAUGGCUACGUGCUGGUGUAUUCGGUCACAUCCCUCAAGAGUUUUCAGGUGGUAAAGUCUUUGCACAGCAAGCUAUAUGAAAGCAGAGGAAAGACGAGGAUGCCUGUGGUGCUUGUUGGCAAUAAAGCUGAUCUCUCACUAGAAAGGCGUCAGGUGAAAACUGAUGAAGGCAAGAAACUUGCUGAUUCCUGGGGUGCUGUGUUCUUGGAAUCCUCAGCAAAAGAAAACCAGAUGACUCAAGGUAUCUUCACAAAGAUCAUUGAAGAAAUAGACCGUGUGGACAACUCAUAUGGUGAACAGCGCAGCUGCAUCCUGAUGUGAUGUUUCUUUUUCUCCGUCUGAAACCACACGGUUGGUGUGGAUGGGCAGGGGGUUGUCAGGAUCUUCAGGCCAACUCAGGAUGGGUGUGCAACCACCUAGAGCCCUGCACAGCAGGUCUGAAGUAGCUUACGGGUAACCCACACACAGACACGAUAUACCUCAUUGCUUGUCCCCUGUAUGAGGCGGCCAUAUUUUGCACAUUAGUUUGCUGGAAGCAAUCUGUGUAUGUAUAUAUAUGUAUUGCCAAAUGUUUACAGAACUGGGAGGGUGGGGUCACGGAUCUAUUUAUGUUCUUUGACGGGAGGGACUCCUCGGUGUAUUUAUAUCCAAGUUUAAUCCAUAUAUGCACAAGUUUACAUAAGUGUCUGUUCACUACUGAGUGUAACAGAGAGGCGGCUGAAUGUAACUUUGUGGAAGCCAGCAAGGGCUAGUUCUUCUGGUCCAUGGUUUUCCUUUGGUGGCAGCUGACCUGUGAUUCUAGAUGUGUUGUUGGUUUUCAGUGGUGCCUCUUGCAACUUGUUGCCUUAUUUUUUGGGGAGUGAAAUAUGUGGAUUUUUCUUUAGCUUCCACUGUAACACUUCUUCCCCUCUUCCAACGUACUCAGCAUUCUGUGGAGAGUCCAACAGGAGAAGAGGCAUGAAAUUGCUAUAGGUUAGCAGAGCCUAGUAAUUUUUCACAUGCAUAUAAAAGCAAAUAUCUUGUUUUGGGAGCCAGAUGGAGAAAAAAAUGUUAUCUGGUAAACAUCAGUUUAUUGACCACUUAGAUGGUAUUGCAUUAGUCUGUGUAAAGAAUAACAGAAGUUGCCUAGUGUAGCAAAUAGGGGAAAGAAAGCAAUACUUGCCAGGGUGCUAUCUAAACCCUUUUAAGUGUUUCCAUGUCCUGCUUACAAUGUUUGGUUCUUUCAGAGGAUCCUUAAAGCAAUGCAAAGACUGAAUGAUCUCAAUCUUGUCUGCUGAAUCUGGGUUUAAUUCUAAUAGAAGGCAUGCAGCAUUCACAUAAGAGAGAAGAAAUAUUUAUGCUAACCUUGUAUUUCUGCUAGUGGAUGGGAAACGUCUUGUGCCUCUGCCUUCAUACACUUGUGUGUUGGGGAGGCAAUGCAAACUGGAUGAGAGUGCCUGACUGCAAAAAGAGGAGGCUUCAGUAGAUGCCUGGAGGCGUUUCCAUAAAGUCGUGUUGUGCUAUAUGAUCAUGCUGAAAUGUAGAAGCAAAACUGAGAAGCUCAUUCAAUAUAAACCUUCUGUUGGACUAGAACAGGGCUGCACAACUUCAGCCCUCCAGCUGUUGGUGGACUACAACUCCAAUCAUCCCUGGCCACUGUGGUUGGGGAUGAUGAGAGUCGUAGUCCAUUCAGCCAUUUCAGUGCUAACUAAGCGGGAGUUGUCUCUCCUGUUUUCUGCAGACUUGCCCAUGGCUGGCACAUCUGUGGCUGAAACUGCCUACUACCUAGGGUCAGGCAUGAUCGGGAUCCUCUUUGGGACUGCUUUUAUGAAAACAAAUAAGGCUGUGAAACUGGUUCCCACAUCCCAACUGACAGCCUUUCUAGUCUGACCACAAACUGCAUAUGCUGUAACUGCCCUCUUGUGUGCCUCCUGCUCGGUCUCUUGUCUUGGACAGAACAAGCAGUUUGUGAUUGGCCACUUCACUCUGCGUGGGCUGCUAUCCAAAGGGCUACAUGGGGAGUUGUGGGGAGUGAAGCUCCCUGACACAGCCCCUCAAAGCCAUGUGGGGUAGUCCUUGCCUCAGGAGCAGCCCCUGUUGAAGCCCAUGAACCGUGGCCUGAAGAAGGGGAGGGCGGCCUGCUUGUGCCUCAAGGAACUAUGGGGAUCCUAGCCAUGGUGGUGUGUCUUGCUGUCUGUCUGUCCUUCCUGUGGUGGUUGUGAUAGAUGAGCCCAAGCUCCUCGGGGAGCUGGGCCUGGGCCUGCUCCCUGCCAAAAGCCACUUCCUGAGAGGCUGCUGAUCGGCUUUGCACCCUGGGCCACCAGCACAAAGCCCCCAGCCUUACAGGAAGAUUGCCAGCAUCUUAAAAUGUGGAGGGUGGGUUGCUUUGUUGUGCUGAAUAUCUCUUUGGAGAGGCUGCUGGUCAGAAGAAAAUCCGAGAGGGGAUUGUUCUUCCUCUAUGGUGCUUAAAGAGGCCAGAACAGGGGAAAUUGCCUUUGCUCGUGUUAGAGCUGCUGGGAUAGUUAAGGUUCUUUGCAGGCAGGUUCCAGCAGUGUCCUGACUUCAUUGAAGGGGGCUCCAAAGUUUCCAGAGCAUUGCCUGGCCUGUUAAUGUGAAGGGCCCCCUAUUUACCCAGCUUGGCUAGUGAGGUGGUGUGUUCAGCAUAGCCAUUGGGUGCCCUUUUAAUGCUUAGCUAAGUUUCUGUUUCACAGAAUGAAUUAACUUUUCCAGCAGGUGCUCUAAUCUCUCAUCCUGCUUCCCAGUGCGGACAACAGAACUGAGGGGCCUUAAUUCCUUGGCACUGUAGCUACAGGCUCGACCAGGACAGUUCUUGGUUUCAGUGCGUCGUUGCUACGUUCAUCUUGUAUAUCGCUCCAUGCUGCCAACUCCUUUUUCAAAUUUUGGUCUAGACAGCCUCAUCUUGAAGGUCUCCCCAUUGAGGAGCCAGUCUGUCUGCUCUUGCUAGCUGGGAGGAUGAGAUGGAGACAACCUUUUCCACCUUUCCCCGCCCUCUCCUCUUCCGGAAGGUUGCAGGUGGGCUGAAGCUUUGUGCAUCUCUGACUUUAAGGAUGCUGCUGCUGGGUUUCACCCCAUGAAGGGAGAUGAUGAAGCAACAUCUCGGCAAAUGAUUGUGCGGCGUGCUGCUGCUACUGGCUGUCCACUUGAAUGCAUACGUAGUCAUUUGCGUGCCCGCUGCCGGUUUAACAGGAGGAGAGGCCUGGACUUCUGUGCUGUUGUGUCUCAAAAUCUUUGAUGUUGCGAUGAAUUGUGCAAAUUAAAACUGAUUAGCAAGGCUGAAGACAGAGGAACAUGAAGAUUAAUUUUGGAUUGGGCUGUGCUUGUGAUGGUGAAGCCUUUCUACAAAUGGUGCAAGCAUUAGGGUGGGAGUGGGCAGGAUGCAUAAAGGUAAGGGAUGGCGGGGCGAGCCCCGAUUCAUCAGUGGUGGCUGCUCCCCAUUUUUCCUCCAGGAGCAUGUGAGCUAGGGCCUCUCCUACAACACUGUUUGCUUAUGUAAAAGCUCAGCUCAUGUGGAUGAGCUUCACUCCUGAGUGAGAGCAUGACAUCUCUGGCUCACUUUUUAUUUUAAGGUGCAUGGCGAAGGGGAGCCCACCUGCCCUGUUCUCCAUAUUGCAGGACUCCUGCUGCAGCUGAGAUGAGCAAGAGGCAGUGGGCAGACAGAUGAGGGAGAGGGCUUGGAUGGGGCAGGAGAGAGUCUUCUCUUGUCUCAUUGGAGGGGAGGGGUUGUAUGCAUAGCUAUUUUAGUCAGACUGCUGGCAUUGCCUUGUCCAUGCCCACUGGUUCCCAAGACCAUGUUGUGUUGCAGAGUGACCAAGAAGCAUCCUAGGGUUGGAUGCUGCAAAUAGGGACUGGCUUGGUUCUUAAGAGCUGAAGCCAGAAGAGGCAGUUCCUGUGUGCACCACUUUCUUUCAUAGAAGGGAAUGGGCUGCUCUUCAUUCAGUUGGGGCAUACUUGGGGCUGCUGCAGUGGUGAAGGCAAAACGUGACUGCCUCUUUUGACCAUGGGUGGCCUGGCCCAACCCUCUCCGCCCGUGACCUACAUGGGUGGGAGCUCUCCCUCCACACUGACCAGUUGUUGCAAUGGGUGGUGUAUCUUACAAGCACAAGCUUAAGUUCAGAGACAGGAACUUGGGAGAUGUGUAAGGGAGAAACUGGUGCCCAUCUGCCUUAACCUUGAUGUGCUUUGCACAAGUAUUUGCAUUCUGUCAGUAAGCUGGCAGGAACUACUCAUGGAAUCCAGGUUUCCUCCACAACCAUGAGGACUAGAAACAAAGUUUGCCCUUAUCCAAGGGUUCUGUGCCAGCCAGCUCUUCCUGUAUUCGUGGCUGUAUUCUGUGACAGGGCUAUGGCCAAACAGGGGGUUGGGCCUCCUCUGCCUGUUCUUAAAUGUGGGCAUAGGCCAUCUGGGCUAACGGAGAGGUCAAGUGCAGUGCAGCUGUGGCUUCUGUCUGUCCUCGAUGGGAGGCAACCUGCUGUGUGCCAGGGACAGGGGUGCCUUCUGGGCUUGAUGUAUCUUCUGUGUUCGGCAUGUUCUGUGCUGCUGCCAAGUGUAGAGCUAAUUUGCUACUAAUUGCAUCAAUUAAGUUGUUAGCAACACAGUGGUAAUAUUGAGAGAGUGCCAUCCUGAGUUUUGGUCUGGGCUGACUGCAAACAUAAACAGCUUUGAAGAAUUUCCCACUGAAACCGUUCUGAGCUCCCUCCUGCCUUCCUAGUCCCCUGAAGCUGACUUCAGGGAAAAGAAGUAAAGGUUGCUUCAGCCUGACUUCUCGGCGCUCAUAUGGCCACAGCCUGCAAAGUCUUGACCUGGAGUUUGCCCCCCAGUGCUAGGUUCCUGCCCUUCCUGCCACCCCCUUCAGGCAGUGCGUAUUCCUCUGGGUCCUAGUUUUCCUCAUCCCUGCCCAUUCUUGCGGCAGAGGUGCUAAAUCCUCUGGAGCUGUAUAGUGUGCCUAUCUUUGUAGUGAGACCCCAGCCCUACUGGCAAUGGAGUUAACCAUCUUCCCUCGAAAGACAGCUGAAUAGUGGCUAGAAGCGUAGGAGAAGUCUCAUGAUGGUGAUGGAGUGUUCCCACUUUCAGCAAUUGCAGGUGCUGAAUAGUAGGCCUCCUGUUGUGUCACUGGUAGUCACUGAAACUACCACUCCUGUGACCAGUGCCACAUAAUAAGAGCAGCAAGGGCUCAUGCACCAGACUCAUUGAGAUAGCUGGGACACAGCUGAGGCAGGUGGGGGCACAGACCCUACCAACCACUAUAUGUUGAAUUCCAGCUUCUUGAGUGUCCGAGGAACAGGUUGGAGCUAUGCAGAGAGAAGUGUGGCCAGUUGUGAUAUAUGUUGCACCCUUCAAGGGCCAGGAUGUGUAUUCUGGGUCAAAAAUACUAGGGAUAAAAACAUUAGAGGCCAAUAGGGGUGUGUCUCUAGGAAAUUCAGAGCCUUGGUUUUUGGUUUGUUUGUUUUUUCUAUAGAGCUGGAGGCAGAGGCUGUGUCUUGUCCACUAAGAGAGAUCUUUCUCAAUGCCAAUUUUGAUGACAGAAGCUCAGUGACUCAGGCAAGAGCUCUGCCUUGUCUUUCUGGGUAACAUGACUCUUUGUUUCUUAGGAAAAGCCCUAUUCACAUGUUAUGUUUCAGUGCACAUACAGAUAUGUACACAUGUACAGUUACACAUUAUGUUCAAUAAUUAUGUUCGAUGCAAUUAUGUUCAAUGCAAGUACAGCAGUGGCACUUCCUGUCUGUAUCCUGCAUGUAAUGGGGUCUGUACCCGAGUUCACUUUUAAGUUUUGUAUAGUAAUUCAUACAAAAGUAUGUGCACAUGUACAGAUAUUUGUAUAUAUGUACAGCGUAAUGUCACUCUGCUGAAUGUUGCCAUUGAUUCUGGUACAAAAUGCAUGCAUGUGGGGGAGUCCCAGCCAUUAGCAGCAAGCAUCCUGUUUUUGAGAGAACGAGUACGUGUUCAUAACUGGUGCUUCCCAAAGGGAUUGUGCUUGAGGCACUUCCUCAGCUCUACCUGCUCAAGCCCCCCCCCCUCCUUAGCUCCAUCCUUCCCACCUGUCUAGCCCUCAGUCUUAUCUGCCAUUUCUCUGUGUGAGAGUAUAUUGUAAAUAAGUGGAAAUAAACGUGUUGAAAAGUUUGUGUCUCCUUAAAUAUACAAACUUGCUGAAAACUUUGAUGAUAAAGCACAUCUUUUUACAAUGCUUGAGAGGAACUACAGGGAGGAGGAAUCUUACGUUCCCCCAGCCUGUUUGUAAAUAUUCAGUUGGAGCAUGGGCUUCUCAAGUGUGGGUUCCCUGGUGGUGUUGGACUACAACUCCCAUCAUCUCUAGACACAUAAGCCAAAAGCCAUUGUGACUGGGAAUGAUGGGAAUUGUAAUCUAACAUCAGGAGACCCAAACUUGAAAACCCCUGAGUUAGAGAUUAGAUUCUUUAAUGUGUAGCAUGGACCCAUCCCUGGGCUGAUUCCCCACAUUGUUUCCCCCAAAUACACUUGUUAAAAUUUCACAUUGCUAUCCCACCUUACUAUUAAAGAAGUUCAGUUCAGCAUACAAGGCUUGCUCCCCACUCCCUGUUAUCCUCACUAUAACCCUGUGAGAGGUAAGUUAGGCUGAGAGAUGGAGACCAGCCAAAGUUCAUUCAGCACAUUUUUUGUGGAAGUCUUGAAGUGGCGCCCCCCACACUAAUAUUGCACCACACUGAUUCUGAACAUGAAAAUCUGAACAUGUAAAGAGUGAACAACAAGUUGGAGCCAGUUUGUGUUGAAAUGUGUGUCCUAGAAUUGGCUGUAGCUCCCUGUGGACUGUGCUUUCUGUGGCAAACUCGGGCUUCCACUCUGUGAGAGGCCCUGUAUCUUUUCCUCCCAGCCCACCCCUUGCAGGUGAACAAGCAGUUGUGGGAGGGGGGGGGUGAUGGUUUUGAACAGACAAAUACCAGAAAGAGCAAAGGCUCUUUCCCACUCGGAUCCUGAUAUUAGCUGCCCAUGAACUGCUUAUUUAAGGGGCGGUGGGGGGCGAUGGGGAUGGCAGAAGAAUCCUGAAACUAUCUGCUAUGUGUACUUUGGACCUAAAAAGGGCUUCUGGUAUGAAGUUUAAAAGUUGCCAGGGACGGACUGUUGUAGAAGAUGGGGGGGAUCUUCUGUUUGUGCACAAACUAACUUUUGAACAUUUGAAAGAGUCCAGCUUGUAUGCCUAAAAUGAACCAGGGAAGCUGCAGAAGGAUUCUCUUGGAGGCAACUAGUUAAGCUAUGCAUCCUGUUCAAAUGAUCUAAGUAUUUAUUGUUUUAAAUUGUUACAUUGGCACAACAGUCAUAUACUAUAAAUAAAACAAGAUGCAAAUAUG